UUCACUUAUACACAUAUAUAUGAAGUUCUUAUAAACAUUAACCAACCAAACCAACCUUUUUUUCUCUAUAUUUUCUGCAGUUUCUUUAGAUUCUCUGGAAAAUAAAUUUGACCGUAGGGGGAUUUGUAGCAGUUUACUGUCGGAUACUUAGACAAUUAAUUUUCAUCAACUGUUUGGUUUCCGAGAAAAUAGUAUAAAAUUAUGGAAGAAAGGUCGAUUAAUGUGCCUUUGAUUGCUGAUGCAAAGCCACUGAUGAGUUUUAGUGGAGAUGAUCAUGAAGAGACCAACAGUAACACUUCAUAUGUUCUUGUCUUUUCCACUUUUGUUGCUGUCUGUGGAUCUUGCUGUUAUGGAUUUGCUGAGGGUUAUUCUUCUCCGGUUGAAUCUGCAAUCAUCAAAGACUUAGACCUCUCCGUUGCAGCUUACUCAACUUUUGGAUCGAUAAUGACAAUUGGAGGAUUGAUUGGUGCAAUUUUAAGUGGGAAAAUUACUGAUUACAUUGGUCCCAGAAGAACAAUGUGGUUAUCAGAAAUUUUCUGCACUCCAGGGUGGUUUGCAAUAGCUUUUGCUAAAGAUGACUGGUGGCUGGAUAUUGGAAGACUCUCAAUUGGAUUUGGAAUAGGGCUUAUUACUUAUGUGGUACCUGUUUAUGUAGCAGAAAUAACUCCUAAAAAUCUCAGAGGAAGAUUUACAUCAGCUAGUCAGAUGAUGACUGCUGUUGGAUUUGGACUGGUUUAUUUAAUUGGAAAUAUAAUUUCCUGGCGCAUGCUAUCUUUAAUUGGUGCAAUUCCUAGCAUAAUACAAAUUAUAGGUUUAUUUUUCAUUCCAGAGUCUCCUAGAUGGCUGGCGAAACACGGCAAAGACGAAGAAUUUGAGGUUGCUUUGCAGAGAUUAAGGGGAAAAAAUGCAGAUAUCUCUCAAGAAGCAAUUGAAAUUAGAGAAACUAUACAAAAAUUUCAGUUCAAUUCAAAUGGUACAAUUUAUGACUUAUUCCAAAGGAGAUAUGCUUAUCCAAUACUUGUCGGAGUAGGGCUAAUGCUUCUUCAACAACUUGGAGGAAGCAGUGGAAUUGGAUUUUAUGCUAGCACAAUAUUUGCUGAAGCUGACUUUUCUACCAUGAUUGGAACUACUACAUCUGCUGUUCUAAUGUUUCCAGUAGCUUUUGUGGGAAUGUUUUUGAUGGAUACAUUUGGAAGACGGACACUCCUUAUGGUUUCUUCAGCUGGAUCAUUCGUAUUUUUGUUCCUCAUGGGAUUAUCAUUCUACUUGAAGGAGCUAGGCUAUUUGAAGACAUUAACUCCAAUUAUGGCAUUUAUUGGCCUUGAGGGGUAUGGUACAGCUUAUGGAAUAGGAAUGUCAGGAAUACCCUGGGUUAUAAUGUCCGAGAUAUUUCCGGUUAGCGUGAAGGCCUCGGCUGGAAGCAUAGUGACUGCAACCAAUUGGUCCUGCUCUUGGCUCAUCACUUAUACUUUCAAUUUUAUGCUGGUCUGGAGCCCUGCAGGGACGUUUUUCAUAUUUGCUGCUGUUUGGGGUUUAACCAUUGCAUUCAUUUAUAUGUUGGUGCCGGAGACAAAGGGACGAACUUUGGAAGAAAUUCAAUCAGAAAUUGCUUAUUUUCCACAGCAAAAAUUUCAGAUUGCUAAACCAACCAUGGAACACCAGACAGAGCAUCUACUUCCAAGCUCUUCUCUUCUUGAUGAAGUGCCGGAGAAGCCUUCUCCGGUCACUCCUGCUGUCGUUUUCAGUACUGUGGUUGCCAUCUGUGGCUCCUUUGGUAGUGGCUGUGCUACAGGGUUUUCAUCACCAGCUCAAUCUGGAAUAAUGGAAGAUCUGGGCAUGUCUGUAGCAGAUUACUCCGUUUUUGGCUCUAUUAUGACAAUUGGAGGAAUAAUUGGAGCACUAGUAAAUGGAACCAUGGCGGAUCUCAUUGGUCGAAGAUAUACAAUGUGGGUGAUUGAAUUCUUUUUCAUCACUGGGUGGCUUUCAGUAGCAUUUGCUCAGGUUGCUUGGUUGCUGGAUCUAGGAAGACUUCUGAUGGGAAUAGGAAUGGGUAUUACUCUUUAUCUGGUGCCUGUAUACAUAGCAGAAAUAACACCUAAAAGUGUUCGUGGAGCUUUUACGGCUGCUAAUCAGCUCAUGACAUGUCUUGGAUUUUCAUUAAUGUUUUUCAUUGGGACUGUCAUUUCUUGGCGCACCUUAGCUCUAAUUGGGGCUGUUCCAUUUGCAUUGCAAGCUGUAGGCAUUUUCUUCAUUCCAGAGUCCCCGAGAUGGCUGGCCAAGGUCGGUAAAGAAAAGGAGUUUGAAGUAGCUCUGCAGUACCUGAGGGGGGAAAAUGCUGACGUUUCCGAAGAAGCAGCAAACAUCAGAGACUAUACUCAGACCUUCCAAGGGCAUCCACACACCAGAAUUUUAGAUUUAUUCCAGCCAAGAUAUGCUCAUACUCUUACUGUUGGUAUAGGGGUACUGCUUUGCCAACAAUUUGGAGGGGUGAAUGCAAUUGCAUAUUAUGCCAGCUCCAUUUUUGAAAAAGCCGAGUUUUCCGCUAAUGUCGGGCAAAUAUCAAUAGCUAUCAUCCAGAUUCCAGCCACUGUUGUAUCUGUAGUCUUAGUAGACAGAUCUGGAAGACGUCCACUUCUCAUGGUAUCUGCCUUUGGCAUGUGCUUAGGCUGUUUUCUUGUAGGAGCGGCAUUCUGGUUGCAGGAUCUCCACAUGGCGAAGGAGAUCACUCCCAUUCUGGUGUACGUCGGAAUAAUGGGGUACACCAUAGCUAUAUCAGUCGGCAUGACAGGGUUACCAUGGGUUAUUUUUUCCGAGAUAUUUCCUAUAAACAUCAAAGGCACAGCUGGGAGUUUGGCUACAUUAAUAAAGUGGACAGGCUCUUGGAUUGUGACAUUUACUUUCAACUUCAUGAUGGAAUGGAGCUCGGCCGGAACAUUUUUCAUACUCUUUGGUCUUUGCGGAUCUGCUCUUCUGUUCAUCGCGAAGGUGGUUCCAGAGACUAAGGGAAGAAUGUUAGAAGAAUUACAAGCAUCAAUUACUCACUUUCCGCCACGGGAAAAGUCUGAAGUCAUAUAGAGAAACAAAUGAAAAUGAAAAUGAAAACAAGAACAGCUUGAUUUUUUUCCCUCAUUGCUAUUAAAAAUGUUGUAUUUGCAAGAACUAAUAAAAUGAAUGAAAUAUUAUACGCCAAUUGCAAUCAAUAUGAUCGGUGAAGAUUGAGAAAUUCAUCUUUUUUGUAUGACAUAUAUUUUGAAGAUAGAGAAAUGUAUUUGCCUUA
Mercurialis annua (annual mercury) is the source of this 3277-nucleotide messenger RNA. RefSeq lists its product as uncharacterized. The record is from RefSeq and is a predicted model, not a curated record. The transcript has 36 exons. Gene Ontology annotation, molecular function: sugar transmembrane transporter activity. Gene Ontology annotation, biological process: carbohydrate transport; transmembrane transport. Gene Ontology annotation, cellular component: membrane. The coding region runs from base 202 to 3075 and encodes 957 amino acids. Lineage: Eukaryota; Viridiplantae; Streptophyta; Magnoliopsida; Malpighiales; Euphorbiaceae.